Messenger RNA from Oryctolagus cuniculus (rabbit), 2079 nucleotides. Lineage: Eukaryota; Metazoa; Chordata; Mammalia; Lagomorpha; Leporidae. The record is from RefSeq and is a predicted model, not a curated record.
CUUGCCCAGGCGCGGCCCUGGGCAGCUCGCGUGGGAGGGGCCGUCCCGCUCCCGCCCCGCACCUCGGGCCCCGCCGCUUCCGCUCUGCCCGGGCGGCCUGGACGCGCAGCCCCGCUCCCCCGCAGCCGCUCCCUCCCUGUCCCUUGCUCCCCAGGAGGCCCCGCGCUGCGGCCCACACCCUGGACAGAUGAGGCCAUGACGCCACACCUGGACCUGGGCCAGGGUCUCAGAGAAGCAUGGACUGAGUCCAGCCGGCCCAGGCUGUGCAGAUGGGGACACUUGGGCCCGGGGAAGCGGAGUGGCCCAGCUGUGGCCGCCCCGGCAGACCCAUCCAGAACCUUCUGCUCCUGCUGGGGGCCCUCCUGAGCUGCGACUUGGGGGGCGGAGCUCAGGGUCCGGGGGAGUGGACCUUGUGGGGGUCCUGGAGCCGCUGUUCCAGCUCCUGCGGGCGGGGCGUCUCGGUGCGCAGCCGCCGCUGCAUCCGGCUUCCCGGGGAGGACCCGUGCUGGGGGGACACCCACGGAUACCGCCUCUGCCAGCUUCCCGACUGCCCGCCGGGCGCCGUGCCUUUCCGAGACCUGCAGUGUGCGCUCUACAAUGGCCGCCCUGUGCUGGGCGCCCCCCAGACGUACCAGUGGGUGCCCUUCCUCGGGGCGCCCAACCAGUGCGACCUCAACUGCCUGGCGGAAGGGCACGGCUUCUACCGCAGCUUCGGCCGCGUCCUGGACGGCACCCCCUGCGGCCCGGCCGCCCAGGACCUCUGCGUGGCCGGCCGCUGCCUCAGCGCCGGCUGUGACGGGCUGCUGGGCUCGGGCGCCCUAGAGGACCGCUGCGGCCGCUGCGGGGGCGCCGACGACUCGUGCCUGUGCCUUCGCCGGGUACUGGAACGUGACCCUGAUCCCUGCGGGCGCAAGACACGUCCGCGUGGCGCACCGCAGCCGCAACCGCCUGGCGCUCGUGGGCGCCGACGGGCGCUACGUGCUCAACGGGGACCGCGCCGACGCGCCCGGGACCUACGAGGCGGCCGGCACCCGCGUGGUCUACACUCGCGCCGCGGGGCCCGAGGAGACGCUGCGCGCCGUCGGGCCCACGACGCAGGACCUGCUCCUGCAGGUCCUCCUGCGGGAGCCCAACCCGGGCAUCGAGUUGGAGUUUUGGCUCCCCCAGGAGCGCUACGGCCCCUUCCAGGCGCGGGCGCAGGCGCUGGGCUGGUCCCUGCGGCAGCCACAGCCGCGGGAGGUGGAGCCUCCGCCCCGCGAGCCCCCCGGCCCCGCGUGGACCCCGGCCCCCGCCCCAGAGCCCUGCCCGCCCUGCCCGGACACCCGUGGGCGCGCCCACCGGCUGCUCCACUACUGCGGCAGCGACUUUGUGUUCCAGGCCCGCGUGCUGGGCCGCCGGCGCCACGCCCAGGAGACGCGCUACGAGGUGCGGGUCCAGUUGGUCUACAAGAGCCGCGGGCCGCUGCGGGGCCGCGAGUACGUGUGGGCGCCGGGCCGCUGCCCCUGCCCGCCGCUGGCCGCCCGCCGGGAGUACCUGCUGGCCGUGCGGCGCCUCGUCAGCCCCGACGGCGCCCAGGACCGGCUGCUGCUGCCGCGGGCCGGCUACGCGCGGCCCUGGAGCCCCGCGGAGGACAGCCGAGCGCGCCUGGCCGCACGCCACUGCCCGGCCUGACGCGCGGGGUGGGCCCGCGCCGCUGCCCGCGCCGCCCCCGCGUCUUCGCGCUUGGAAGUCGGCCUCACUCCCCCCCAAAGACGAACUCGCACCGUGGCUGUGGGUCUUCUUCCUGCGCAGCCCCUGCCGCUGACACGCACACGCGUGGGCGGGACCGUGACACACACGCGUGUGCGGGGACUCCAUCACACGUGCACACACGUGUGCACAUGCAUGCAGGAACACCACACACAUGCACACACGUGUGCAGGGACGCUGUCACUGCCACUCCUCCCACACGCGCCGCCCCCGGAAGCCCCCCUGGAGCGCUGGGCCUGGUGUCCCCGCCGUCAGCCCCUCCGCUCGCUCGCCCUUCCGGCCCGGUUCGUUUUCACCACCGCGUUCCUUAAAAGAACCAGGGCACCCGGC